AUGUCGAUGCUCCCUGCCGAUGUGCAGGGAGCGCUCACUCACCUCCUGCAAAACUUGCAAAGUGGAGAUAAUGCAGUUAGAUCAGGUGCAGAGAACGAGCUCAAUAACGAGUGGUUCACCAAUCGUCCCGAUGUCCUCCUCAUGGGCCUCGCGGAACAGAUCCAGUCAGGCCAAGACAUACAGACACGGUCAUUUGCUGCUAUCCUAUUCCGACGGCAAUCGUCCAAGACCAAGAAGGGCGCAGAUGGGCACUCUCGAGAACUCUUCCUCGCCCUAAGUGCCGAUGCACGCACAGCCAUCCGGUCUAAACUCCUCGAGUGCCUCGCAAGCGAACAGAUCAAUCAUGUCAGGAACAAGAUCGGUGAUGCCAUCGCUGAAAUUGCGCGUCAAUACACAGACAGAGGCGAGAGCUGGGUCGAGCUGUUGAACGCCCUCUUUCAAGCCAGCCAGUCCGGUGACCACGGUCUGCGAGAAUGCGCGUUCAGGAUAUUCUCGACUACGCCCAAGAUCAUCGAGAAGCAGCAUGAGAGCGCUGUGCAAGAAGUCUUCGGCAAAGGUCUGAAAGAUUCGAGCAUCGAGGUUCGGCUGGCUGCUGUCGAGGCCUUCGCGUCUUUCUUCGCCAGUAUCUCCAAGAAGAACCAGACGAAAUACUACUCCUUGAUCCCUGAGAUCCUGAACAUUCUACCGCCGUUGAAGGAGACGGGCGACCAGGAGAAUCUUUCAAAGGCAUUCAUCUCGCUUAUUGAGCUGGCUGAGAGUGCCCCGAAGAUGUUUAAGAACCUGUUCAACAACGUCGUCAAAUUCAGUAUCUCUGUCAUCCAGGACAAGGAGAUGAGUGAUCAGACAAGGCAGAAUGCACUCGAGUUGAUGGCCACAUUUGCGGAAUUUGCGCCCGCCAUGGCCAAGAAAGACCCGAAUUUCACAAGCGACAUGGUCACACAGUGCUUGAGUCUGAUGACUGACAUCGGCGCUGAUGACGAUGAUGCCACUGAGUGGAACUCACAAGAAGAUCUCGAUAUGGAGGACAGCGAUCUCAACCAUGUCGCAGGUGAACAGUGUAUGGAUCGACUUGCAAACAAGCUUGGUGGACAGAUCAUGCUGCCGGCGACUUUCACUUGGCUUCCUAGAAUGAUUCACUCAUCAGCAUGGAGAGAUCGGCACGCUGCUCUUAUGGCUAUUUCUGCAAUCUCAGAGGGCUGUCGCGACCUAAUGAUCGGUGAGCUCGACAAGGUAUUGGAGCUGGUCGUUCCUACACUAAAGGACCCUCAUCCACGAGUUCGAUUCGCGGGCUGCAAUGCUCUGGGUCAAAUGAGCACAGACUUCGCCGGCCCAAUGCAAGAAAAGUACCACCAAGUCGUCCUGUCGAGUAUCAUACCUGUCCUGCAGUCACCCGAACCUCGCGUACAGGCUCAUGCUGCAGCAGCGCUGGUCAACUUCUGCGAAGAAGCAGAAAAAGCCAUCCUGGAGCCGUACUUGGACUCAUUGCUCAACAACCUGCUGCAACUGCUCCAGUCGCCGAAGCGAUACGUCCAGGAACAAGCAUUGUCCACAAUUGCUACGAUCGCAGAUUCUGCUGAGAGCGCCUUUGUCACAUACUACGACGGUCUAAUGCCGCUACUGUUCAACGUGCUGCGAUCUGAGCAGUCGAAAGAAUAUCGCCUGUUGCGUGCUAAAGCUAUGGAGUGUGCGACUCUUAUUGCGCUGGCCGUAGGCAAAGACAAGAUGGGACAAGAUGCCGUUGGACUGGUCGAGACCCUCGGCAUAAUACAGCAAGGCAUUACAGAUGACGACGAUCCGCAGGCACAAUAUCUCCUCCACUGUUGGGGACGCAUGUGCAGAGUUCUCGGUUCAGAUUUUGUACCCUACUUAGGUGGUGUCAUGCCGCCAUUGCUGGAGCUGGCCAAAGCCAAGGCCGAUAUUCAACUCCUCGAGAACGACGACGAUCAGAUCGAAGAUGAAGGCUGGGAGCUUGUCCCCCUCAAAGGCAAAGUCAUCGGCAUCAAGACACAGACCCUUGAGGACAAGAACACAGCGAUUGAGUUAAUCACCAUCUAUGCUCAAAUCCUUGAGGCUGCCUUUGCACCCUACGUUGCCAACAUUGCAGAAGAGAUCGCUCUUCCCUCAUUAGCAUUCUUCUUCCACGACCCAGUCCGAGUCGCAGCAGCCAAGCUCAUCCCUCAGCUUCUCAACUCCAUCAAGAAAGCUUACGGCGAUCAAUCACAAGAGCUGAUGCAGCUGUGGGCGCGAUGUGCGGACAAGGAGAUCGAGAUCCUAUCAGCCGAGCCAGCGAUCGAGACACUCGCAGAAAUGUUCCAAUGCUUCUACGAAUCGAUCGAGGUCGUUGGCAAGAACUGCCUGACUGCAGAACAUAUGACCAAAUUCAUCGACUCAACACAAGACACCUUGAAAGAGUACCAAAAACGCGUCCUCGAGCGCGCAGAAGAGCGCGCCGAUGCCGCCACACAAGGAGCCGAGGAAGAAGACGACAGCAUGUCGAUGCAAUACGCUAUGGAAGACGACCAAACCCUCCUCUCAGACAUGAACAAGGCCUUCCACACCAUCUUCAAGAACAUGGGCGCCAAUUUCCUGCCUGCCUGGGAGCGACUCAUGCCAUUCUACGAUGGUUUUAUCACCAGCACCGCUGACCCCACCCAGCGGCAAUGGGCGACAUGUAUCUUCGACGACGUUCUCGAAUUCUGCGGUCCUCAAUCCUGGAACUAUAGUUCCCAUAUCAUGCAGCCGCUGAUCAACGGCAUGCAAGACUCCAACGCCGCAAACCGGCAGGCUGCAGCCUAUGGCGUCGGUAUUGCCGCACAGAAAGGUGGCGAGCAGUGGUCAGAAUUCGUCGCACACGCCGUGGACACUCUCUUCCAGGUGACACAAGUGAACAAUGCACGAGGCGAGGACGAAGUGUUCGCGACCGAGAAUGCUUGUGCCGCCAUCGCAAAAAUCCUCCAUUUCAACAACACCAAGGUCCAAAACGCACAGUCCGUUGUCGAGCGCUGGAUCGACACGUUACCCAUCACCAACGACGAAGAGGCUGCGCCGUAUGCAUACAGUUUUCUGUGCGAGCUGAUUGAUACAUCAAAUCCAGCAAUCCCACCCCGCGCCUCUCAAAUCUUCACACAAAUCGUCCUGGCCCUUGAAGCCGAAACGCUACAAGGCCAGACAGCGCGCAAAGUCGCCGAGGCCGCGAAGAAACUCGUCUCGCAGAACCCGAGUGCCAUCAAUGCCGAUGCAGUCUUGUCGAAUCUGACGCCCGAGGGACAGGCGACAGUGAAGUCGUAUUUCGAGUAG
Cyphellophora attinorum is the source of this 3297-nucleotide messenger RNA. RefSeq names its product Importin subunit beta-3. Gene Ontology annotation, cellular component: nucleus; cytoplasm. Gene Ontology annotation, biological process: protein import into nucleus. The transcript has 3 exons. The coding region runs from base 1 to 3297 and encodes 1098 amino acids. NCBI's taxonomy places the organism in Eukaryota, Fungi, Ascomycota, Eurotiomycetes, Chaetothyriales, Cyphellophoraceae. Gene Ontology annotation, molecular function: small GTPase binding; nuclear import signal receptor activity. The record is from RefSeq and is a predicted model, not a curated record.